Messenger RNA from Miscanthus lutarioriparius, 2829 nucleotides. The record is from the annotation of a GenBank genome assembly. Lineage: Eukaryota; Viridiplantae; Streptophyta; Magnoliopsida; Poales; Poaceae.
AUGGACAGCAGCGCGGAGGAGAAGUUCAGGUUCUGCAUUGACAGGAGCGGCACCUUCACUGACAUCUAUGCCGAGGUACCCGGGAGAAGAGAAGGCUAUGUCAUGAAGCUCCUCUCCGUCGACCCGUCAAACUACGACGACGCGCCCAUCGAAGGGAUCAGGAGGAUCCUGGAGGAGUUCUCCGGAGAGAGGAUUCCCCGGUCGGCCAAGAUCCCCACCGGCAAGAUCGAGUGGAUCAGGAUGGGCACCACGGUCGCCACCAACGCCCUCCUGGAGAGGAAGGGCGAAAGGAUUGCGCUUUGUGUGACAAGGGGGUUUAGGGAUUUGCUCCAGAUUGGUAAUCAGGCUCGCCCGAACAUAUUCGACCUCAAGGUGUCAAAGCCGUCGAAUCUUUAUGAGGAGGUGAUGAUGGUGACAGCGACAGGGAUGAGUCAUCUGUUGAAGGGAUCUCUGGGGAACUGUGCCUCGGGGCCUGACCGCAAGUGUGGACGCCUAUCUCACCGAUCGGGAUUCAUGUCGAGAUUUGAAGGGGGUUCUGAACAAGUGAAUGUGCUAUUUAUGCAAUCAGAUGGAGGACUUGCACCGGAGAGGAGAUUCUCUGGGCAUAAAGUGGUAUUGUCAGGACCUGCAGGUGGUGUGGUUGGCUACUCGCAGACCUUGUUUGGACUUGAGACAUCAAAGCCACUGAUUGGGUUUGACAUGGGGGGUACAUCCACGGAUGUGAGCCGCUAUGAUGGAAGCUAUGAACAAGUUCUGGAGACACAGAUUGCUGGGUCAAUUAUUCAGGCUCCCCAGCUUGACAUAAACACUGUGGCUGCUGCUGGUGGAUCAAAGCUUAAGUUUCAAUUUGGUGCUUUCAAGGUUGGGCCAGAAUCUGUUGGGGCACACCCUGGUCCAGUCUGUUACCGAAAAGGAACUGUUAUUCCUGAGUACUUCCCAUCAAUAUUUUGUCCAAAUGAAGAUAUGCCCCUUGAUUAUGAGGCUACAAGAAAGGCCUUCGAAAAUCUUGCAGUUGAGAUCAACUCUCACCGAAAGAGUCAGGACCCAUCAGCAAAUGACAUGGCAAUUGAAGAGAUUGCACUUGGGUUUGUCAAUGUCGCAAAUGAGACAAUGUGCCGGCCUAUACGCCAGCUGACCGAAAUGAAGGGGCAUGAUACAAAGAACCAUGCCCUCGCAUGCUUUGGUGGUGCUGGCCCACAACAUGCAUGCGCUAUGGCAAGGUCCUUGGGUAUGUCUGAGGUACUUGUUCACCGAUAUUGUGGAAUAUUGAGUGCAUAUGGGAUGGGUCUUGCUGAUGUCAUUGAAGACUUGCAAGAACCAUACUCUGCUGUUUAUAAUACCGAGUCAUCUGCAGAAGCAUCUAGAAGAGAAGCCCUUUUAGUAAAACAGGUGAAAGAAAAGCUGAUGGAGCAGGGUUUUGGAGAGGAGAGCAUCAGGACAAAUUCAUACUUGAAUUUGAGGUACGAGGGAACUGAUACGGCCAUCAUGCCUCGUGAAUUGACGCAGAUAUCAACCAAACCUGUGAAAGAAAGUUCAUGCCAGAUUUAUUUUUCAAGUGGGUGGCAAGAUACUCUGCUGUACAAGCUUGAGAAUUUGGGUUAUGGCCAUGUCUUGGAGGGUCCUGCAGUUAUUAUGAAUGGGAAUAGUACUGUGAUCAUAGAAAAAGACUGUAAAGCCAUCAUUACAAAGUAUGGUAACAUAAAAAUAGAGAUUAAUGCAGCUCCAAGCACUGUAUCAAUAUCAGAGAAAGUUGCAGAUGUGGUCCAACUUUCUAUUUUCAAUCACCGAUUCAUGGGUAUCGCUGAACAGAUGGGUCGGAGACUUCAAAGAACUUCAAUUUCCACUAACAUAAAGGAAAGGCUAGACUUCUCUUGUGCUCUCUUUGGUCCAGAUGGUGGCCUUGUAGCAAAUGCACCUCAAUGCCCCUGUGCAUUUAGGAGCCAUGUCUAUCGAGGUCACCAUGCUGAGAUUGGUGGCAUCACGCCAGGAAGCAUGCCUCCUUUCUCAAAAUGUAUCUGGGAGGAAGGUGCUGCCAUCAGAGCAUUUAAACUUGUUGAAAGGGGUGUUUUCCAAGAGGAAGGAAUAGUCCAGCUGCUGCAGUCACCUUGCUCUGAUGAACUUGCUAGCUAUAAGAUCCCAGGAACAUGUCAGAUCCAAGAUAAUCUUUCCGAUCUCCAUGCUCAGGUUGCAGCAAACCAGAGAGGUAUAUCACUUAUCAAAGAACUGAUAAAUCAGUAUGGCUUGGUCACUGUUCAAUCAUAUAUGAACCAUGUUCAAAAGAAUGCUGAGGUAGCUGUCAGAGAGAUGCUCAAAACUGUUGCGUCUAGAGUUGCAAAGGAGAAUGGAUCAUGUGUUGUUGAGGAUGAAGAUUAUAUGGAUGAUGGCUCUGUCCUUCACUUGAAACUCACCCUUGAUGCUAUUAAAGGUGAAGCUACAAUUGACUUUGAGGGUACCAGUCCUGAGGUCUAUGGCAACUGGAAUGCUCCUGAAGCAGUUACAACAGCUGCUGUCAUAUACUGCCUACGGUGCUUGGUGGAUGUCGAUAUACCGCUAAAUCAAGGCUGCCUAGCGCCUGUGAAGAUCCUCAUUCCUAAAGGCUCUUUCCUCUCACCUAGUGACAAGGCUGCUGUUGUUGGUGGCAAUGUGCUAACGUCUCAGAGAGUGACUGAUGUUAUCCUAAUGGCGUUUCAAGCCUGUGCCUGCUCUCAGGGCUGCAUGAACAAUUUGACCUUUGGGGAUGACACCUUUGGUUACUACGAGACCAUUGGAGGUGGAUGUGGAGCUGGGCCAACCCCUGGGAUGGCACUAGUGGUGUUCAAUGUCACAUGA